Messenger RNA from Hydra vulgaris (swiftwater hydra), 3532 nucleotides. The record is from RefSeq and is a predicted model, not a curated record. NCBI's taxonomy places the organism in Eukaryota, Metazoa, Cnidaria, Hydrozoa, Anthoathecata, Hydridae.
UUGAAGUUGAGACAAGCACAAUUGUUGAAUUUUUUUUAAAUUAAUGUUGUUCUUUUUUUUAGCUCAACGUUUGAAAUAAUUCUUGUCGUUAAUAGUUUACUCGCAUUAUUUCAUGUAGUUUAUUGAUAUUAAGGUUUAUUAAAGAGUGCUAUUUUACAAGAUUUUUCUACAACUUUACUGAUUGUAUAUGCAGCUUCAAAUACUAUUGUGUACAUAGAUAUUGUAUAUACCUUAUGUGUAAAAGACAUGAAGGAUAAUAGGAGCCAAGUUUUAGCUGGAUCAGACGAUGUCCUAAUUGAUAAAAAAUUGGCUACUGAAGAACAAAUCCGCAAUGCUAAACUUUUUCAAAUUAAUACAAAAGAUGACAUAAUAGUACAGAAACAACUAAAAGAGAUCGCCGAAAUAACUCAAAAAAAUCCUGAUAUAAUUGCUCUUGCAUUACAUGAUGCAAACUACGAUACUUCAAUUGCUAUUGGAUUUAUCUUAGAAGGACGGUAUGAUAGCACACAGUGUGAUUGGCAAACAACUGCAACAAAAAAAGGAAAGAAAGUUCUUGCUUACACAGAUAAGUCAGUUGAAGUCGAAGAGAAGGAACAAAAGCCUUCUAAGAAUUAUUCUAAAGACAAAAGUAAUAAAGAAGGAAAAUCUUGGAUUACACAACCAUUAAUAGAAAAGCAAGGAAAAAACAAUGAAACUGAAAGGUUUGAUGUUAAAAAAAAUGAAGUAAAAACAGAAGUGAAUAAUUUUACAAAUGAGCAAGGACGUGGCAGAGGUAGAGCAAGUAGAGGAAGAGGAAACUUUAGGGGUGGUCGUGGAGGAAGAGGUGGUUUUGGUAGAGGUGGUUUUGGCAGAGGUGGAUUCGGUAGGGGUGGAAUGGCAUUUCAAAGUCCAUCAAGGCAGAACAAAUAUGGGCCUGUGAAAGGAGGAAGGGCGCAAAAAUUGCAGAAACUUGAAAAUGGAGAAAAUGAUGAGGAGUCAUGGGAAUGUGAGGCAAAACACAAUGAAGACAGUGAUGAUAACAAAGAUUGGUUAGGGCCUACUGAAGAUUUAAAUCAAACUGAAUAUCCAAAUGAUGAUUUUUCAAAGGAAGAGUCAGCCCAUUUAUCAGACAGUUCGCUUCCAAAUGACAAUAAUUGGGCACAAAUGAAUGGUAUGGAUUCUUCUAUGCAAUGGAAUGCAACAAUUAAUGAAGGGAAAUAUGUUCCUGAAAAUGUUGAUGCAGCCAUUAUUUGUUCAAUUCCACCUUCAUCUACAUGUGGAGAAGUUACUUCAUAUCAACACACAAAUGACUUAUCUCGCUACAUUACAGCUGCUGCUAGUAAUCAAUUUCCUUCGAGUCACCAUGAAGGUAGUUUAGUUGUGACAUCGUUAAACAAUAGAGUUUUUUCGCAAGCUAUGUCUUCGAUCCCUGAAUCAAAUCAUCGUUUACUUUCUUCUAUGCCAGUUGUCACUGGUGUUACUGAAAGUCAUAAGCUUGAGCAGGAACAACUGCAGUCUCCUAAACUGUCUCUAUCCCAACAAACUCGGUCUCAGAAACCAAAAAAAGCUCAUAAGUCUAAUUUAGUUCCUUCUCAACCAGUUGUUAUGCCUCGAACAACACAUAUGGUUGCUGACAUUGAGGAGCAGCUUUUAGGAUUAGAGUUCGGUAGUGGUCCAAUAAGUCCUGUUCAAUCCAAGAUAACUGAAAAAUCGCUGCUACCAUCAACUUUGAGUGCUUCUUCUACAGAAAACAUUUUGAUAGACGAUAGGCAUUCUAAAGCAGAAAUUAUUUCUUCUUCGUCACUGUUGCAACAACAUCGAGUUCCUUCUACUCAAUUAGAUCCAACUCAAAUUGUUACCUCAAAAGUGGAUAUUCCUAAAACUCCACCUGGUUUUAAACCCUUAACUCAACAAAACUAUGCAAACAAUUCACAUAACUUAGCUCAUAUGGUUUCAGACUCAAACUCUUUUGCAACAAGCGAUUCAACGCCUUUAACAGUUUUUUCGCGCAACGGAACAUUAUCUUCAAAUGUGGCAGAAUAUUCGCUUGGAGUAAACUUAAAAGGUAAUGAUGUUUAUCAGCGAGACUCUAGUUUGGGAUCAAGUAAAUCAAUACAAGAGCAAAAUAUUUUGACAGAGCAGCAGUAUAUAAACUAUUCCAGAGAAGAAGAAAGAGAGCAGGCUUUGGCAGAUCAGAGAGCAUUUGCAAAGGUUAAAUCUAUAGCAAAGCAGAAACAACUAGAAUUACAAAGAGAUCAAAUAAUUGAGGAGUUAACACGGAAAAAUCUAGCAACUGAAUUUUCUGAUAAACACUUAUCGGAUCCAAUAAUGGCAAUGAGUGAUGCUUCCAUUAAGAAAAAUCUCUCUGGUUCUAAUGUCAGUAGUUCAAUGAAGUCAACAUCAAAUAUAACUGGUGUUUUGCCUCAAGCUGCUUACUCCACUUCUGCUGUAUCCAGUGAAAUGCUUGACCUUGCUUCUGUUACAAAUAUCCAAACAUCUUCAAAACUUCAAGAUGAAACAAUUGUUGGUUCACAUGCGCUUCAUCCUCAUUUAAAUAUAUAUUCUGGAGUUCAACCAGGAAUGCAUCCUGCCUAUCAACAUCAACCAAUUCAUAGUUACAAUUAUGAAGAACUUAUGCCGGUGCAAAGAGUGCCUGUGUCACCAUAUCAACCAUAUGAUGUUCCAAUUUUCCAGCCUCUUGGUGGCUCCUCUAGGGAUGGACUACCUUAUCAAGGUAAUGAUUCAAAAUAUUCCCUUACAAGCACUGAUGAAACUGGGAAUGUUGUACAAGCAACUCCACAUAUGGCUACCGGUAACCUAACACCUCAACAAACUGCUUAUUUAGCUAGUCAGUAUCAGUAUGGGUUAUCAGUAUACGCUUAUCAACCUGGUAUGAUGGCACAAAGUUAUCAUCCUUCUGUGUACCAAGCUAAACCUGUUGCUGCACAAUUUUCUUCUCAGUAUCAGUCUCAACAAAGUGGAUUUGUGCCAAACAAGUUCACUGCAACAAGCAGCGCAAGCCAUUCAUCUUCGCCAACAGUUUAUAAAACUCAGUAUCAAGAACCAACCAAAGGUUUUCAUAGCAAUCAAGUAACUAACUUAAACUCACAGCAUGGUUUGAUUCACAAUCAGACUCCUCAACACAUGACCAAUGUGAAUCAUUAUAUGAUGUCUCAUAGUGGGCAGCCUCAAUGUUAUUUCCCAGGCCAGCCAUUUGGGAAACCUCCAACAGCAAAUGGACACUUCUGCGCAUCGUGGGUCUGUUCACCAGGUGUCGUUUAGUCCCAACGCUAACCAAAAAAAAGACCUCAAAGGAAGCUACCAAUCAUAUUGGUCCGGAAAUAGGUAAAAGCUAGCCGCUUAAUCGAGUGAAAAUAGCGACCUGUAGAUGGUCAAUUUAGAGAACUGCGUUCUCCAUACGCAUCCUAAUUCGAUCGUUAAUUGCUGGUUUUUUAUGAUCGCAUUGUGUUCUUGCAUCUUCCCGCAUUGUAAAUUUUAUUCGCUGGUUUUAAAAAAUCUUUUUUGUUGUGUGAAAGAAUAUAAUGUCAUUCAA